AUGGCCGGGACCCUCGUCUGGGUGGUGUUGCCCAGUGACAGCUGCUGCGGCUGCAGCAGCAGCGGCGGCAACCAGGGGCCUCAGCUGUUCCGAAUCCGGAGGAAGGGGAAGAGCUGGGGGAGGAGAAGGGAGCCGGGGGGGUCGGUUUCGGCGAGCCUGGUGGCGACCCCAUGGAGGUCUUCGGAGGAGAGGGUCUACGAUGUCGUCAUCAAGCAGGCGGCGCUGGUGAGGGACCAGAAGAAGAGCUGGAAGUCGGAGACGGACAUGCCCGCGUCGGUGAACUGGGGCCUCCUCAACGAGGCCUACGAGCGGUGCGGAGAAGUCUGCGAGGAGUACGCGAAGACCUUCUAUUUGGGUAAUCCAUGGCCGCCUCCCUUCCUAGUUUUCUCUCUCCACCCAUCUACCGAGGUAGUCCAGCACAAUGAAACUGGAAAAAAAUUAUGAUUGAAAUGUAGAUGUUCAUGUAGAUUUCUCUCUGUGGAUCUCUGAAUUUGAUGAUUUUUUCUUCAAAAAAAUUAAAUUCAGGAACCUUGCUCAUGACCCCCGAGAGAAGAAGAGCAGUCUGGGCGAUCUACGGUACGCUUCUCAGAGCUUCCCCCUCUCAUCUUCCUCACGAACGCCAUCUUCGUAGCACAAUGCUCCAUGGAUUUUCAUCUCUCCCUGGCCAUGUUUUGACGGCGAUCUUCUCGAUCCAGUGUGGUGCAGGCGCACCGACGAGCUCGUAGACGGGCCCAACGCCUCCCACAUCACCCCCACCGCCUUGGACAGGUGGGAGAAGAGGCUGAACGAUCUCUUCGAAGGUCGCCCCUUCGAUAUGUACGACGCCGCUCUGUCGGACACGGUCUCAAAGUUUCCUGUAGAUAUCCAGGUGGGCAAUCUCUACAUGAAUCUACAUGAAUUACGGAAAUGAGAUGUCGCCUGAAGAUUUAAUCUUGAUCUUCCUCGCUGCAGCCCUUCAAGGACAUGAUCGAAGGGAUGAGGCUGGACCUAAAGAAAUCAAGAUACAUGAACUUUGACGAGCUCUAUCUCUACUGCUACUACGUCGCGGGGACGGUGGGGCUGAUGAGCGUUCCGGUGAUGGGCAUCGCCGCCGACUCAAAGGUCUCAACAGAGAGCGUGUACAACUCAGCUCUAGCCCUCGGGAUCGCCAACCAGCUCACAAACAUCCUCAGGGACGUCGGAGAAGAGUAAGCCUCUGCCGACAUGGCGGGAAUCUGUCACCCUCUUCCAUGUUCUUACCUUAUUUGGUGAAUUUUCCUGUUCAGCGCGAGGAGAGGCAGAGUCUAUCUCCCUCAAGAUGAGCUUGCCCAAGCAGGCUUAUCGAACAUGGACAUCUUUCAAGGGAAGGUGACGGACAAGUGGAGGAGCUUCAUGAAGGGCCAGAUCAAGCGGGCAAGAAUGUUCUUCGACGAGGCCGAGAAGGGCGUCGCCGAGCUCAACCCUGCAAGCCGAUGGCCGGUAUGAUCCAAAAUCCCAUGCGAUUAUCCACCGUUUUAGGGUAGAUUGCUUGAAAAAGGGCUGAACAAUCUUCCCGUGCUGAUGAACCAGGUCUGGGCAUCGCUGAUAAUCUACCGGCAGAUCCUCGAUGCGAUAGAGGCCAAUGACUACGACAACUUCAACAAGCGGGCGUACGUCGGCAAGGCCAGCAAGUUCCUGUCGUUGCCGGCGGCAUAUGCUCGGUCCCUUGCCGCCCCCGCGAAGGGCGGCGGGUGGUUGUGA
Molecule: messenger RNA, 1719 nt
Organism: Spirodela intermedia
Lineage: Eukaryota; Viridiplantae; Streptophyta; Magnoliopsida; Alismatales; Araceae
Source: the annotation of a GenBank genome assembly